Molecule: messenger RNA, 1818 nt
Organism: Capsicum annuum
Lineage: Eukaryota; Viridiplantae; Streptophyta; Magnoliopsida; Solanales; Solanaceae
Exons: 5
Coding region: 1-1818 (605 amino acids)
Molecular function (GO): zinc ion binding
Source: RefSeq, a predicted model, not a curated record
AUGGCUGUGGAACUUUUUCUUCAGAUUUUGAAAGCUGAAUCUAUAUUCGGGAAGUAUCCAUUGUGUAUUACAACUAGUGAUAUUGUAAUUGACAGUGAUGAUGUUGACGCGGAUGAUAUGACGAUUGAGUGUUAUGAUUUUGUUGAUCCGUAUGAACUUGCAGUUGCUGUAGUUGAUAACGUUGAAUCUCUGCCAAUUGUUAAUGUGGGUGGUGAAGAACUAAUAAGUGAUUUCUAUAAUAGUGUUGUAAAGGUGAACCAAAAGUAUAAAAAUAAAGAUACAUUUGUCUCGGUAAUGCCUAUGUCUUGCUGUGCAAAUCGUCGGAAUGUAGUUGAGUAUUCAAGGCGUCCUCAACAUGCAACCAUUGCCUUUGUAGCAGGAAUAACAGCUUCAAAGUUGGUGAACUACAAAAGAAUAAUCACCCCAAGCGACAUUAUUGAAGAUAUAAAAAGGGAACUUGGUUUGGACAUAGAUUACAUGAAGGCGUGGCGGGCUAAAGAAAGUGCUUUAAAGAUGUUGAGAGGGCGACCAGCCGACGGAUAUAAGAAAAUGCCUACCUAUGUAUACAUGUUGAAUUCGAUUUAUCCCAAUUCACAUAUAAGGAUGCAUAAGUCUCCGGAUAAUCAGUUCAUGUAUCUAUUCGUAGCACUACAACCUUUUAUUAGGGGAUUUGGAUAUUAUAGGCCUAUUGUGGUAGUAGACGAUAAUCACAUGAGAGGACCAUAUCAGGGAACAUUCGUUUCAGCUAGCAUACUUGAUGGAGCAGGACAUAUAUUGCCGCUUGCGUAUGGGGUUGUAGAUUCUGAGAAUAAUUUAUCCUGGAUGUGGUUUUUCCAGCAAUUCAAGUGUGCUUUCAGUGAGCGCAAUAAUAUGUGCGUUGUCUCUGAUAGACAUGAAAGCAUAAUCAAGGCGGUUAGUGUGAUCUAUCCAUGUAUACCACUUUUUGCUUGUAUUUGGCAUCUUUGGAAGAAUGUUUGCACGAAUUAUAGAAAGAGUAAGGACAAGCUAACCGGCGAGUUUUUUGCCAUGGCUAAAGCGUACAAGUUGGAUGAUUUUGAUGAGCUUAUGUGUAAAGUGGGAAAGAUUGACAAUAGAGUUAAGGCAUAUUUGGAAAAUGUGGGAUUUGAAAAGUGGUCAAGAGUUCAUGCUCCAAUAAAUAGGGGGAGGAUGGUGACUUCCAACAUUGCAGAAUGUAUCAACUCUUGUCUUGUUGAGGCUCGUGAAAUGUCAAUUUUAGAUUUUUUUGAACAGGUCAGAAUCUUAUUUGGUGUAUGGAACCGAAAAAAUAGAGAUCGAUCUAGCUUUCUUUCUAAAAAGUCAUUGGGAGGUCGGUUUCAACAAAUUCUUCAAUUGAACGAGGCAAAGUCAUCACGUAUGAUGAUUAGGGAAUCAACUAACUACAUAUACGAUGUAUAUGAAGAAGGAAGAAAAUACAUUAUUCGGUUGGAUAAUAGAACUUACAACUGUGGUAGAUUUCAGCUUGAUGAGAUACCAUGCGAGCACGCUAUUGUUGUUUUGAAAAGCAAACAUGUAAAGGAAAUGAAGUCAUACUACUCAGAUUACUACAAGAAGGAGACAUUGGUGAAGACUUAUGAAAUGUCGCUUUGUCCAAUGCCUGAUAAACAAGACUGGCAUGUACCACCAGAGGUGUUCGAAGAUGUGCUUUUGCCUCCAAAAUAUAAACGCCCACUAGGAAGACCCAAGAAAGGUAGAAAAAAAAUUAGUGAAAAGUUUUCAUCAACAUCAAAUCAUUGUGGCAAGUGUGGGUAUGAAGGCCACAACAGGCGUACUUGCAACUACUUUCUAAAAAAGAUGUGA